Coffea arabica (coffee) is the source of this 1319-nucleotide messenger RNA. RefSeq names its product probable UDP-3-O-acyl-N-acetylglucosamine deacetylase 1, mitochondrial. Gene Ontology annotation, molecular function: UDP-3-O-acyl-N-acetylglucosamine deacetylase activity. The record is from RefSeq and is a predicted model, not a curated record. Lineage: Eukaryota; Viridiplantae; Streptophyta; Magnoliopsida; Gentianales; Rubiaceae. Gene Ontology annotation, biological process: lipid A biosynthetic process.
UCAAACCGGAACAAUUUUUUUCUCUUCUUUGACCGGUAAAAGUAAACACCUCAUAAAGUUAAUAAUGACUCUCGCCGGCGGCAUCAAAUCCGCCGUCAAUUCGACGUCUCUAAUCUCCUGGAAAACGACUGGAAAGUUACAGAAAACAGUGACCAACUAUAUACAGAAAACCGGGCUGGGAGUCCACUCCGGCAAGCUAUCCACGGUGAAAAUACACCCUGAGCUGGCCGGAAGAGGCAGGUACUUCGAAUUUAAGUCAAAUGUCAUCAGGGCUUCGAUUGAUUACGUAAAAGAGUCACCUUUAUGCACUACACUUUGUAAAGAUGGGUAUAGUGUAAGAACGAUCGAGCAUUUGCUCUCUGCUCUGGAGGCCUCCGGUGUCGAUAAUUGCCGUAUCGAAAUUCAGAGCUGUGAUUCUGAUGAUGAUUCUUCUGUUGAGGUUCCUAUUUUUGAUGGGUCAGCAAGGGAAUGGAUGGAGGCAAUUCGACAAGUUGGGCUAACGGUGGCCAAAGAUAGUGGCGGUAAAAGCUGUGAAAAGUUGGUACCUUUUCUUAAUGAACCUGUUUUUGUGUCAAAGAAUGAUUCUUUUGUAGCGGCAUUCCCUUCUCAGAAGACCAAAAUCAGAUAUGGGAUUGAUUUUUCAAAGAUACCUGCUAUUGGCUGUCAAUGGUUUUGUUCUACCUUUGCUGAUGACUGCAUAUAUGACAAUCUGAUUGCUUCUUCAAGAACCUUUUGUAUAUAUGAAGAGGUUGAAAAUUUGCGAAAUGCUGGACUUAUCAGUGGAGGGUCAGCAGAAAAUGCCAUUAUUUGCAGUGCAAGUAGAGGCUGGUUAAAUCCACCAUUGCGUUUUGAUGACGAGCCCUGCAGACACAAGGUGUUAGAUCUUAUCGGUGAUGUAUCCCUCCUUGCUGGCUCUGGCAGUCAAGGGCUUCCAGUGGCUCAUAUAUUUGCUUAUAAGGGUGGACAUUCGCUGCAUGCUGAGUUUGUUCGACAACUGAAGAGAACAGAGUAAACUAUUCUCUGCACUGUGGGUAUAGGGGCAUCUUGUUCAGGACCAAAUGCUUAUUGGAAGAUCACCCCCAUCAAAUCCGUUUUGCGAGAUAGCAGUAUUCUCUUAUAGUGGUUUGAGACAUGAUCUUAUGAGUGAAACAAGUAAAGCUGAUUUCAGGAAAUGGAUGAACUUUGUAACAUGUAUAGUUACAGAUGAAGUAGUGUUCGCUUGAUUUGUUGCCAUCAGAUCUUUAUUGUUCCAGACUUUUAGACACUUUGUAGAAUUUCCAUCAAUGGAAUUCAGCUUAUUAUUUCAUUUCAUUUUUAAA